Ostreococcus lucimarinus CCE9901 is the source of this 372-nucleotide messenger RNA. RefSeq lists its product with no specific name. Lineage: Eukaryota; Viridiplantae; Chlorophyta; Mamiellophyceae; Mamiellales; Bathycoccaceae. The record is from RefSeq and is a predicted model, not a curated record. The transcript has a single exon. Bases 1 to 372 code for a protein of 123 amino acids.
AUGGCGGCGCCGAAGGUACCCGUGGUGAACUCGCGGGCGCAUCAGAACAUGACCAUGGAGACGGACGACGCGAACGACGCGCGGAGAAGUCGAGACGUCGUCGUCGACGCCGAGACGCUGGCGCGGGCCGAGGACGCGGCGAGACGAAACGACGAGGCGGUGGCUUGGGGGAUGAACGCGGUCGGGAAGGCGGAUAUAUUUUUGAAAACAAAGAAGGGCAGCGGCGUGACGAAGAAGGGACGAAGGCCGGACGGCGCGCCGACUCCGAGACAGCUGGCGGCGCAGACGUUUCAAAACGAUUCGAAGGCGCGAAAGAAGAUGAAGAGACAGCUGAAACAAGUCAAGUCGGCGCGGUUGAAGGUACCGGCGUGA